AUGGAGAAUUAUAGGAAGGGAUCUACUAAUUCAGUUCAACCAGGUCCAUUCUCUAGGAGGAUCUUUCACUUUAAAAGGGAAAAAAUUGCUGAACUCAAAGCAAAAGCUAACUCAGAGGUCGAGGAUGUUGUCAUCAGCAACAAAAUCUCCUCCUUGCAAGCUGUGCUCGGCCAUGUUUGGAGGUCUGCUAUCAGAAAUCAGAAUCUUGACCCUGAAGAAGAAGUCACUUACGGAUUCCUCAUAUCCGCUAGAUCUAGAGUUUCACAUCCACCAAUACCAGACACCUAUUUUGGAAUCACAGUGCAGUUCAUCACUUCCGUGACGAUGAAAGUAAGGGACUUGGUGGGAGAUGGAGGCCUUGGGAAGUUUACAUUGGAAAUGAACAAGGCAAUCUCAUCAUGCACAGAAGAGAAGAUCAAGAAGGACUUUGAAGCUUGGGUGCAAAAUCCAACCAUGCGCUCACAACGUGCGGUAAAUGGGAGGUUUAUGGCAACCAGUAGCUCGCCGAGAACCAACUUUUAUGACAUUGAUUUCGGCUGGGGAAGGCCGGCGGCCGUUCGCGUCGGCCCCGCCAAUACAAAGGUAUGGAAACUAGCGGCGGAUGCCGGAGCAGAAGAAGGUAGCUUCGACUUUGAGAUGUGUGCUUCCUACGAAAUACUAGAAGCCAUGGCAAGGGACUCUGAGUUCAUGUCCAUGGUGUCGCCGCCGGCAUCGAUGGGGUUAUCCAAACUGUGA
This is a messenger RNA of Prosopis cineraria, 735 nucleotides long. RefSeq lists its product as uncharacterized. Bases 1 to 735 code for a protein of 244 amino acids. The record is from RefSeq and is a predicted model, not a curated record. The transcript has a single exon. Lineage: Eukaryota; Viridiplantae; Streptophyta; Magnoliopsida; Fabales; Fabaceae.